Messenger RNA from Eriocheir sinensis (Chinese mitten crab), 1879 nucleotides. RefSeq names its product protocadherin Fat 1-like. The transcript is spliced from 10 exons. The record is from RefSeq and is a predicted model, not a curated record. Gene Ontology annotation, biological process: homophilic cell-cell adhesion. Gene Ontology annotation, molecular function: calcium ion binding. The coding region runs from base 1 to 1866 and encodes 621 amino acids. Lineage: Eukaryota; Metazoa; Arthropoda; Malacostraca; Decapoda; Varunidae. Gene Ontology annotation, cellular component: plasma membrane.
AUGGUGACGCGCCCCCUAACCCUCCCCCAGGCCGGGGUGUCCCGCAGCACGUGGCUGGGCGUGACGGUCCUCGACGAGAACGACUGGUGGCCGGAGUGGGAGCGACUUUCAUACCACGGCAGCGUCCUGCAGACCGCCGGAGCUGUGUGUGUGUCUGGCAGCCUGGACACAGUGGCCGGCACCACGGUGAGGCUGAGGGUGUGGGCCACGGACGGGGGCAGCCCCGGCAGGUGUGUGGCGCCCGCCCAGUCUUCAUCACGGCCAGCGACAGGGGCCGCCUCGUCCACAGCAACAGCAGAGAUUAUAAUUGAUGAAGCGCCGCUGUCUACUCUGGUCUUCACUCAGGACCAGUACUGGGCCAACGUCAUUGAGAACUCCACUAAGGAGAUGAAUGUUGCUGCCCUGGGAGUGAAGGGUCAGCCGCUCAACCAUCACGUCCGCUACUCAAUUCUCAACUCAAACAUUAAAUUUGAAAUCCACCCGACCGCUGGCGUCAUCAAGACCACCGGCAAGUCCUUUGACCGGGAGGCAGAGGACCACUACACGCUGGUGGUGGAGGCGCAGGACAUUGAGGGCACAGCAAACGUGGCCCAUGUGCUGGUCCACGUGGCGGUGAUGGACGUGAAUGACAACGAGCCGGUGUUCCUCAACCAGCCCUUCCACGCCCUGGUGUCCACCGUGUCUCCGCGCAGCCACGUGGUCACUAAGGUGCAGGCAAUAGACGCUGACUCUGGGGAGUUCGGAAGUGUCCGCUACGAGCUGGUGCGAGGCAGCGGUGAGCUCUUCGCCGUGAAUAAGAAGACGGGUGAAAUUUCCCUGAAGCAGACCCUGAUGGCGGCCGACAAGACCUACAGCCUCACCGUUGCUGCCUACGACGGGGGAAAGCCUCCCCUCAGCUCACAGGCCCAUGUCCUCAUAAGGGUGGUGUCUUCUGAAGGGCCAAUGUUCACCGCCGCACGGUACGAGGCAGCCGUGCCAGAGAACGCCGCCAAGGGCACGCCCGUUGUAAGGGUGGAGGCCGCUAGCCCUUCCGGGGAGCCCAUCAUGUACACCAUUGUGGCCGGCAACACCGAGGAGCUGUUCGGCCUCGACUAUUCCACAGGCGUCGUCCAGACCACUGCCCUGCUGGACUACGAGGCCUCCGCCAGCCACAACCUGACGGUGCGGGCGCGGGACCCCUUCACUGGGGGCCACACGGACACCCACGUCACUGCCGCAGUCAUGGACGUCAAUGACAACCCGCCGAAGUUCAGCCGUUCCGUCCUCAAGGGAGACGUGUCGGAGGCUGCAUCACCGGGCCACGUGGUGCUGCAGGUCUCGGCAAGUGACGUGGACACGGGGCCGGGCGGUUCAGUGCGCUACUCGUGUGUCAUGGAGUGUGGCAGCUUUGAGGUGCGUGCCCUGGACGGUGCCGUCACACUCACCAAGGAGCUGGAUGCAGAGACUGAGGCUCAACACGUGCUGACUGUGCUGGCCACGGACUCAGGCAUACCCCAGCUCUCCUCCACCGCCACAGUGGUUAUUGACGUUGUGGACUUCAACGACAACCCUCCAGCGUGGCGCCAGGACAGCUACUCCUGCCGCGUGUCGGCCGAGGCCCAGCCCGGCCAUGUGGUCACCUCGGUGUCUGCCACUGACCCAGACGCUGGUCAGGUCACGCCGCUCAGUUAUGCCAUUCACUCGGGAGACCGAGACGCCAUCUUCAAAAUGGAUCAGCUGACUGGUGUGUUGACGGUGACGGCCCCACACAAGCUCAAGGACGUGGCCUCCCUCACCCUGAACCUGUCUGUGAGUGACGGGGUGCACGCGGCCUUCACCGGCCUGCACGUCUCGGGGCUGGCCUCCAACCACCACGCGCCGAGGUAACCUUUUAGUAUGG